Messenger RNA from Coregonus sp. 'balchen', 32256 nucleotides. The record is from the annotation of a GenBank genome assembly. NCBI's taxonomy places the organism in Eukaryota, Metazoa, Chordata, Actinopteri, Salmoniformes, Salmonidae.
AUGCUGCCAGCGCACGGCAAAUAUGUGCGGGUAGCCUACGCUCGCUUCUCGACAGUGAGGCUGCGAUGGAUGUAGAGAACCUGCCGUGUUUCCCAUCUCUUGCAUGGUGCACCAUCAUUGUACCAUUCGAAGUAAUUAACCCGUCCCAGUUUAUUUUAAAUGUUUACAUUGAAAACAAAUAAACGCAUUGGAUUCGAUCAUUCAUUCGUUUUUGCGGCCGUUUGCCUCUUCACUUAUUCCGUGAUGUGAAUGAACCGCCCCGUUAUUUCAGGCAGUGUACUGAUAGCAUCAUACUACGAGAGAUGGGUGGGGUGGCAGUGGCUAUAGGAAAAUAUGCGUUUUCUUCAUUUUUACAUGAAAAUAGGCUACGGGUGAUAUGAAUAGAAAACAAUACAUUUUAUUGUCUUAUAAUAAAACAUACAACAUUUAUACAAUUAUGUUCUGUUAUAGUGAAAUGUUCCGAGAGAUAUAUUGGCUACAGCUAGUGGAGGUUAGCUCUCUGACAUGCUGACUAGACCGGGCGCGCGCCAUCGCGUGCAUGUUGAUUUUGUUCACCCACACCAGACGUGAUCAGGACACGCAGGUUGAAAUAUCAAAACGAACUCUGAACCAACUAUAUUAAUUUGGGAACAGGUCGAAAAGCAUUAAGCAUUUAUGUCAAUUUAGCUACUAGCUUGCUGUUGCUAGCUAAUUUGUCCUGGGAUAUAAACAUUGGGUUGUUAUUUUACCUGAAAUGCACAAGGUCCUCUACUCUGACAAUUAAUCCACAGAUAAAAGGGUAAACAGAGUUCGUUUCUAGUAAUCUCUCCUCCUUCAGGCUUCUUCUUCUUUGGACUUUAUAUGGGGAUUGGCAACCAACUUUAAGGUGCAUUACCCCCACUAACUGGACUGGAGUGUGGACCUCAGUUCAUCUUUCAAUCACCCACGUGGGAAUAUGCUCCUAAAAACCAAUGAGGAGAUGGGAGAUGCGGGACUUGCAGCGGGUCACAAAUAGAACCAAGUUCUAUUUUAGUGCCUGGCUACGCAGACGUUCGUUGACGCAUGCGAGCAGUGUGGACGCAAUGAUUGAAUAACAUGUAUGUGUACAUUUACAUGCUGUUCUAGACUGAUGCACGGAUGACAGGUUCACCCUCUUCCAUUAUGUAGCCUAUCGAUUCUCUAACCUCAAAUUAAUACAUAUUUUUUCCCCACCUCUCAAAUAAUUAAUAGCCAUUUUACGUUGUUUGACUGUAACAUUUGAAAGGUUUGUUUAUUUGGAUCCCCAUUAGCUUUUGCAGAAGCAGCAGCUAAGUAACAAAACACUGAUACACUGAUAGACAAGGACAGUCACACUCAUUUGAAAUGCAAUGACAAACAAGACAACAACAAAAAUAAUACAAACAAUAGAACAACAAAAAUAAUGUGUGUGUUAGUGUGUCUGCAUGUGUUUGUGUCCCCUCAUAGUCCCGCCGUUCCAUGAGUUGUGGUUUAAUCCAUUUUGUUAAGGUAAUUUUUGCUGUUUGCUUGAGUAAUUGGAGAUGGAAGGGAGUUCCAUGCGAUCAUAGUUCUGUAUAAAACUGUGCGUUGCCUCAUUCGUUUUGGACUUGGGGACUGUGGAGAGACCUCUGGUGGCAUAUCUUGUGGGGUAUGUAUGGAUGUUUGAGCUGAAUGUUAUUUGAUUAUGUAGACAAUAUGGAAUUUUCGUCACAGUAAUAUUUCUCAUAAAAACUAGAAGAGAAGAAGUUAAUCUCUUGUCAACCAUCAACCAGGAAAGACUGGCAUGCAUGUUGUUGAUGUUAGUUCUGUAUGUGCAGUUAAGGGCAAGGCGUGCUGCUCUGUUUUGAGCAAGCUGCAGCUUUGAUAGGUCUUUCUUUGCUGCACUUGACAAUAUUACCAGACAUUAAACAAGAUGGGGCAAGACCAGAGCCUUAACAACUAGUACAGUUGAUCUUUGUGUCAAAAAUACAGGACUUAUAUUUUACAACAGACAUACCUCUCCCCAUCUUCACAACAACUUUGUCAAUAUGACUUGACCAUGAUAACUGACCAUCCAAUGUUACUCCUAGGAGUUCAGCUUCCUCAACUUUAACAAUGUUCACAACCUUUAUGUACAACUCCAGUUGAGGUUUAGGUCUUAGAGAAUGUUUUGAACCAAAUACAAUGCAUUUAGUUUUAGAUGUAUUUAAUACCAGUUUAUUAUUAAUCACCCAUUCUGAUACUGACUGUAACUCCUUAUUUAGAAUUUCAGUGAGCUCACUGGCUUUGGGUGCUGGCAUGUAGAAUGUGGAAUGAUCCGCAUACAUAGUCAUUCUAGCUUUGUGUAAGACCAGUAGCAAAUCAAAUAGCGAAGAGUAAUGGCCCAAGGCAACUGCCCUGAGGGACACCGCACAAUACAUAUCAGAUGUUAAAGAAGCUUCCAUUGAAGAACACUCUCUGGGUUCUAUUGGAUAAAUGGCUCUCCAACCAUGUGAUGGCAGGUGAUUUACAGCCAUAGGAAGUUUGUUUUUACAAUAACAAUUUAUGAUCAAUAACAUCAAAGGCUGCACUGAAAUCUAACAAUACAGCUCCAACUGUCAUCUUAUUAUCUAUUUAUUUUAACCAAUCAUCAGUCAUCUGAGUCAGUACAGUACAAGUUGAGUGCCCUUCUCUAUACUGUAUGCAUGCUGAAAGUCUGUAGUUCAUUUGUACUCUGAAAAAUAGCAUUGUAUUUGGUCAAACACGAUCCUCUCCAUCAGUUUACUAAGAACAAGCAGCAAACUGAUUGGGCGGCUGUUAGAGCAAGAAAGGGUACUUUACUAUUUUUAGGUAGUGGAAUUACUUUAGAUUCCUUCCACACCUGUGGACACACACCUUUAGAAAACAUUUUGUAUUACUUUAGGCCCAACCUUUGUCACUUUGGGUUUCCUUGUUAUUUCCACAAUGUUGUUAUCUUCGCAGUUUAGAUUAUAAAUAGUGUUAACACUCAGUUGUUAAUUAUGCUCUGGUAAUGUAAACAUUCAGUUACAUUGUCAUUGUCUGUCCAUAAAAUAACAUCCUUAUUGCCGAGAGCCAAAUUCUUCACCCACAGUCUACUCUAGUAAUCCUCAAAUACUUUAAGUACUUGAUAGUUAAAUGCUUUGUCUGGCACACUGAGAAGAUCCUACAUUAGUCCUAAUUUCUCUUAACUGUUAGGCUAGAAAUUAGGACUAAUGUAGGAUCUUCUCAGUGUGCCAGACAAAGCAUUUAACCAUCAAGUACUUAAAGUAUUUGCGGAUUACUAGAGUAGACUGUGGGUGAAGAAUUUGGCUCCUGGCAAUAAGGGGCGGCGGGUAGGUGGUUCGAAUCCCCAAGCCGGCAAGGUGGAAACAUCUGCCGUUCUGCCCUUGAGCAAGGCAGUUCACACCCAACAACAACUGUUCCCCGGGCGCCGAUGAUGUGUACGUCGAUUAAGGCAGCCCCCCGCACCUCGCUGAUUCAGAGGGGUUGGGUUAAAUGCGGAAGACACAUUUCAGUUGAAUGCAUUCAGUUGUGCAACUGACUAGGUAUCCCCUUUCCCCUUAUGGUCACUACAGCCAAUGGAAAUUGAUAUUGCUUUGGAGCAAAGCAAUGCAGCGUUAGUGAAAAUAUGAUCAAUGCAAGUGGAUGUCACAGAUCCAACACUAUUGGUAGAAAAUAUACCCCUCUGUUAACAUCACACACAUUAACAAGCAUUGCACACUUCUUAUCCAAAUAUUGACUGUUAGCACUUAGCAGCACUGUUAGCACUUAGCAGCACUGUUAGCACUUAGCAGCACUGUUAGCACUUAGCAGCACUGUUAGCACUUGGUGGCCUAUAGCAGCACCCCAAAGAAGAGGCUUUAGAUGAGGCAGGUGAACUUGUAACCACAACACUUCAACAGCAUUUGACAUGAGAUCCUCUCUAAGCUUUACAGGAAUAUGACUCUGAACAUAUACAGCAACACCUCCCCCAUAGGCAUUCCUGUCUUUUCUGUAGAUAUUAUCCCUGUAUUGGUAUUGCUAUAUCAAAGGAAUUAUCUAAGUGAGUUUCAGAGAUGGCCAGUAUAUGAAUGUUAUCCGAUGUUAGCAAGUUAUUGAUUUCAUGAACCUUAUUUCUAAGGCUACAUACAGUGCAUUCGGAAAGUAUUCAGACCCCUUGUCUUUUUCCACAUAUUGUUACAUUACAACUUUAUUCUAAAAUUGAUUUUAAGUGAAGGGGUCAGAAUACUUUCCGAAUGCACUGUAUAUUAAUAUGGGCUAGCCCUUUCCUUGGUAGCUUAUUGGAGAUGGACUGAAUAAAUAUAUGUGUGUGUGAUGUUGGGCUGAAGCUACUGAAAGAUGAAGGAUUCAUUUAUAUUUGAUCAACCAAUUCCUAAACCAAUUGUGUGGGUAGCCACUACACUUGCUGAAGGCUGACAUCAUCACUGUGUUCAUAUAGACAUUCUCAGAUGCUAUCUGACCCCCUGUCUCCAGUCCUAUUGGUUUAUUCCCUCUCAGUUCUUGAACAAUUAUGUGAUAAACUGAGCACUGAUUCAUUGGUGAUAGCAUGGCCAAUUAUCAAUAACCACCACCUUGAAUCCCAACCAUAGAACUAGUAAUCUACGCACUACACUACCACUACCUUGAGUUUAUUUAAACCCGAGGAAAGGGGCCUACUAGGCAACAACAUUCCAUCUCUAUUCUCUGAACCUGUCACUAGGCUGGGUCAUGUGACCUUCCAAAUGUAUUUUGCUCGUGAAUAUUCAUGAGGUAUGUAUUGUUGUUAGUUGGUUGGAAUGGAGAUUCAUGACAUGAUGAGGGAGUUACUGUUGUAGUGGGAGGGUAGGUGUGUGCCCCCCCCCCCCCCCCCCCCCCCCCCCCCCCCCAGUCCAAACCAUAAUCUCUCCCUGAAUAUGAAUUCCUCUGUCUGUGUUCCACCAUGUCACUCAUAAACAGACCCUAUAUUCUCCAUUUGUGUGUGUGUGUGUGCGCACGUACCUCGUGCGCUCAGUGUGAGACGAGGAUGGUAGCACAUUUUGAGGAUGCCCAGAGGGGAACCCAUUGAGUGAUGUUACCCGGAUGUGACACUCUCUCUCUCUCUCUCUCUCUCUCUCUCUCUCUCUCUCUCUCUCUCUCUCUCUCUCUCUCUCUCUCUCUCUCUCUCUCUCUCUCUCUCUCUCUCUCUCUCUCUCUCUCUCCCUGCCUUAGACUAGCUUCUCCUUCUGUACAGGGCUGGAAGUGAUAAAGGAUGGCUUGGAUAGAGAUAUCUAUUUCACCACUCCCCCUCCUCCAACACUCACUCCCCCUCCUCUUACAUUCACUCCUCCUACACUCAGUCCCCCUCCUCCUACACUCAAUCCCCCUCCUCCCACACCCCCUCCUCCUCCUCCUACACUCACUCCUCCUCCACUCCUCCACAUCCUCCUCUUCCUACACUCACUCCCCCUCCUCCUACACUCACUCACUCCUCCUCCACCUACUCUCACUCCUCCUCCGUCUACAGUCAGUUGUCCUCCUCCCACACUCACUCCUCCUUCUUCCAUCCACUCCUCCUCCUCCUACUCUCACUCCUCCUCUGCCUACACCCACUCCUCCUCCUCCUACACUCCUCCUCCGCCUCCUCCUACUCUCACUCCUCCUCUGCCUACACCCACUCCUCCUCCUCCUACACUCCUCCUCCGCCUCCUCCGCCUCCUCCUACUCUCACUCCUCCUCUGCCUACACCCACUCCUCCUCCUCCUAUACUCCUCAUCCGCCUCCUCCUCCUCCUCCUCCUCUCACUCCUCCUCUGCCUACACUCACUCCUCCUCCUCCUACACUCAGUCCCCCUCCGCCCCCUCCCACUCCUACUCUUCUUUUUUCAGAUUUCCACAUAAUCUAUCAAUUAGGGCUGACCCCAAUUAUUCGACUGGUCGAUUGUUUGGUUGAUAGGCUGCUGUUCGACCGAGAUUUUUUAGUUGAGCAGUAUCAUAUAUAUAUAUAUAUAUAUAUUAUAUACUACCAGUCAUAGUUUGGACACACCUACUCAUUCAAGGGUUUUUCUUUAUUUUUUUUACAAUUCUUUACAUUGUAGAAUAAUAGUGAAUACAUCAAAACUAUGAAAUAACACAUAUGGAAUCAUGUAGUAACCAAAAAAGUAUUAAACAAAUCCAAAUAUCUUAUAUUUGAGAUUCUUCAAAUAGCCACCCUUUGCCUUGAUGACAGCUUUGCACACUUGACAUUCUCUCAACCAGCUUCACCUGGAAUGCUUUUCCAACAGUCUUGAAGGAGUUCCCACAUAUGCUGAGCAUUUGUUGGCUGCUUUUCCUUCACUCUGCCGUCCGACUCAUCCCAAAUCAUCAGGUCAUCUGAUUCAGCACUCCCUCACUCUCCUUCUUGGCUAAAUAGCCCUUACACAUCCUGGAGGUGUGUUGGGUCAUUGUCCUGUUAAAAAACAAAUGAUUGUCCCACUAAUCCGAAACCAGAUGAGAUGGCGUAUCGCUGUAGAAUGCUGUGGUAGCCAUGCUGCUUAAGUGUGCCUUGAAUUCUAAAUAAAUCACAGACAGUGUCAUCAGCAAAGCACCCCCACACCAUAACACCUCCUCCUCCAUGCUUUACGGUGGGAAAUACACAUGCAGAGAUCAUCCGUUCACCCACUCCGCGUCUCACAAAGACACAGCGGUUGGAACCAAACAUCUCCAAUUUGGACUCCAUACCAAAGGACACAUUUCCACCGGUCUAAUGUCCAUUGCUCGUGUUUCUUGGCCCAAGCAGGUCUCUUCUUCUUAUUGGUGUUCUUUAGUAGUGGUUUAUUUGCAGCAAUUCCACCAUGAAUAUGAAAAAUGUAUGCACUCACUAACUGUAAGUCGCUCUGGAUAUGAGCGUCUGCUAAAUGACUAAAAUGUAAAUGUAAAUGAAAGCCUGAUUCACACAGUCUCCUCUGGACAGUUGAUGUUGAGAUGUGUCUGUUACUUGAACUCUGUGAAACAUUUAUUUGGGCUGCAAUUUCUGAGGCUGCUAACUCUAAUGAACUUAUGCUCUGCAGUAGAGGUAACUCUGGGUCUUCCAUUCCUGUGGUGGUCCUCAUGAGAGCCAGUUUCAUCAUAGUGCUUGAUGGUUUUUGCGGCUGCACUUGAAGAAACCUUUGAAGUUCUUGAAAUGUUCCGUAUUGACUGACCUUCAUGUCUUAUAGUAAUGAUGGACUGUCAUUUCUCUUUGCUUAUUUGAGCUGUUCUUGCCAUAAUAUGGACUUGGUCUUUUACCAAAUAUCUUCUGUGUACCCCCCCUACCUUGUCACAACACAACUGAUUGGCUCAAACGCGUUAACUUUUAAGAAGGCACACUUGUUAUUUGAAAUGCAUUCAAGGUGACUGCCUCAUGAAGCUGGUUCAGAGAAUGCCAAGUGUGUGCAAAGCUGUCAUAAAGGCAAAGGGUGCCUAUUUGAAGAAUCUAAAAUCUAAAAUUAUUCUACAAUGUAGAAAAUAGUAAAAAUAAAGAAAAACCUUUGAAUGAGUAGGUGUGUCCAAACCUUUGACUGGUACUGUAUAUAUAAGUUUGGACACACCUACUCAUUCAAUGAUUGUUCUACAUUGUAAUAAUAGUGAAGACAUCAAAACUAUGAAAUAGCACAUAUGGAAUCUUGUAGUAACCAAAAAAGUGUUAAACACAUAAAAAUACAGUGGGGAAAAAAAGUAUUUAGUCAACCACCAAUUGUGCAAGUUCUCCCACUUAAAAAGAUGAGAGAGGCCUGUAAUUUUCAUCAUAGGUACACGUCAACUAUGACAGACAAAAUGAGGGAAAAAAAUCCAGAAAAUCACAUUGUAGGAUUUUUUAUGAAUUUAUUAGCAAAUUAUGGUGGAAAAUAAGUAUUUGGUCACCUACAAACAAGCAAGAUUUCUGGCUCUCACAGACCUGUAACUUCUUCUUUAAGAGGCUCCUCUGUCCUCCACUCGUUACCUGUAUUAAUGGCACCUGUUUGAGCUUGUUAUCAGUAUAAAAGACACCUGUCCACAACCUCAAACAGUCACACUCCAAACUCCACUAUGGCCAAGACCAAAGAGCUGUCAAAGGACACCAGAAACAAAAUUGUAGACAUGCACCAGGCUGGAAAGACUGAAUCUGCAAUAGGUAAGCAGCUUGGUUUGAAGAAAUCAACUGUGGGAGCAAUUAUUAGGAAAUGGAAGACAUACAAGACCACUGAUAAUCUCCCUCGAUCUGGGGCUCCACGCAAGAUCUCACCCCGUGGGGUCAAAAUUAUCACAAGAACGGUGAGCAAAAAUCCCAGAACCACACGGGGGAACCUAGUGAAUGACCUGCAGAGAGCUGGGACCAAAGUAACAAAGCCUACCAUCAGUAACACACUACGCCGCCAGGGACUUAAAUCCUGCAGUGCCAGACGUGUCCCCUUGCUUAAGCCAGUACAUGUCCAGGCCCGUCUGAAGUUUGCUAGAGUGCAUUUGGAUGAUCCAGAAGAGGAUUGGGAGAAUGUCAUAUGGUCAGAUGAAACCAAAAUAUAACUGUUUGGUAAAAACUCAACUCGUCGUGUUUGGAGGACAAAGAAUGCUGAGUUGCAUCCAAAGAACACCAUACCUACUGUGAAGCAUGGGGGUGGAAACAUCAUGUUUUGGGGCUGUUUUUCUGCAAAGGGACCAGGACGACUGAUCCGUUGUAAAGGAAAGAAUGAAUGGGGCCAUGUAUCGUGAGAUUUUGAGUGAAAACCUCCUUCCAUCAGCAAGGGCAUUGAAGAUGAAACGUGGCUGGGUCUUUCAGCAUGACAAUGAUCCGAAACACACCGCCCGGGCAACGAAGGAGUGGCUUCGUAAGAAAGUCUGUGUUGCCCAGCGACAGCCCCAAAACAUCACUGCUCUAGAGGAGAUCUGCAUGGAGGAAUGGGCCAAAAUACCAGCAACAGUGUGUGAAAACCUUGUGAAGACUUACAGAAAACGUUUGACCUGUGUCAUUGCCAACAAAGGGUAUAUAACAAAGUAUUGAGAAACUUUUGUUAUUGACCAAAUACUUAUUUUCCACCGUAAUUUGCAAAUAAAUUCAUUAAAAAUCCUACAAUGUGAUUUUCUGGAUUUUUUUUCCUCAUUUUGUCUGUCAUAGUUGACGUGUACCUAUGAUGAAAAUUACAGACCUCUCUCAUCUUUUUAAGUGGGAGAACUUGCACAAUUGGUGGCUGACUAAAUACUUUUUUUCCCCACUGUAUAUGUUAUAUUCUUAAAAGUAAUCACCCUUUGCCUUGAUGACAGCUUUGCACACGCUUGGCAUUCUCUCAACCACCUUCAUGAGGUAGUCACCUGGAAUGCUUUUCCAACAGUCUUGAAUGAGUUCCAAUAUAUGGUGAGCACGUAAUGGCUGCUUUUCCUUCACUCUGCUGUUCAACUCAUCCCAAACCAAAUCUGAUGCAGCACUCCAUUAAAAAAACAAAACAAUUAUUAUUAUUUAACCUUCAUUUAACUAGGCAAGUCAGUUAAGAACAAAUUCUUAUUUACAAUGACGGCCUACCCCGGCCAAACCCUCCCCUAACCCGGACGAUGCUGGGCCAAUUGUGCGCCGUCCUACGGGACUCCCGGCCACAGCCGGUUGUGGCACAGCCCGGGAAUGAACCCGGGUCUGUAACGCCUCUAGCACUGCGAGAACCAUGGUUUGGUGGAACGUUGAUGGAAUAUUUUCCCUCAGAAAAUUCUGAGAACAUUGUAACCACGUUCUAGAGAAGUUUGGUGUGACAUUAAGGGAAUGUUCUCCUAACUUUAACACCAAAACAUGCAAAAAGGUUUUAGCUAACAUAGAUAGAAUGUUCCCCUAACUAACGUAAAACGGGACACUCAAACAUUACGGGAACAUUACGGGUAACAUUACAAAAAUGUUCUCUCCCUAGAAUUGUUAGCUGGGCUCUCCCCUCGUCACCCUCUCCCCUCGUCACCAUCUCCCCUCGUCACCAUCUCCCCUCCUCACCAUCUCCCCUCCUCACCAUCUCCCCUCCUCACCCUCUCCCCUCGUCACCCACUGCCCUCCUCACCCUCUCCCCUCCUCACCCACUGCCCUCCUCACCCACUCCCCUCGUCACCAUAUCCCCUCCUCACCCACUGCCCUCCUCACCCUCUCCCCUCGUCACCCUCUCCCCUCCUCACCCACUCCCCUCGUCACCCUCUCCCCUCGUCACCAUCUCCCCUCGUCACCAUCUCCCCUCGUCACCCUCUCCCCUCGUCACCCUCUCGCCUCGUCACCCUCUCCCCUCGUCACCCACUCCCCUCGUCACCCUCUCCCCUCGUCACCCUCUCCCCUCGUCACCCUCUCCCCUCUUCACCCUCUCCCCUCCUCACCCUCUCCCCUCGUCACCCACUGCCCUCGUCACCAUCUCCCCUUCUCACCCUCCUUCGUCUCCCUUACUGUUCCUUCUUCUAGCUGGAGGAAAUUAAGCCGAUUAUCAGGCAUGUCAACCCCUGUCUGUCAGAAUAGAGUUAAAAACACACUCCUGAGAGGCACAUGAUGUAGAGGCCAGGCGCUAGGCCCCGUGCCAGACACAGUGUGUUGUACUAAAUGUCACCCUAUUUCCUAUAUAGUGCACUAUGUAGGGGAUAGGGUGCCAUUUGGGACACCAUACUGUGUCUGGUUCCUACUCAGACCCAGACCAGACUGGCUGUAAGGGUAUAUAGUCUUCUAAACAGUGUGAUAUACACACUAUAUACACAGUGUGAAAUACUGUAAUCGAUUGAUUGAUUAGCCUUUUUGCAACUAGGAACACCUUUCAGCAGUGCUGUUUGGGUUAGCUAUUGAUGUGCCUUUCCGCCUGAUUUUUGUCAAUCUUCAAUCAAGUGUUAAUUACCUACCUGUCUGCAUGUGAAUUAGCCUACUCAGCUGUUUGAUUUCAGUGCAGAGCAGACAGAACCCAAUGCUGUCAUGUAUACCAGUGUGCUACGCACAUUCAGCAGUCUCAUGUCUGACCGACAGUUAAACACAGGCAAUUUACUGCUGUUCUCUUCUGUCUCUGGGAAGAAUGACAGCGUUGUCUAGCAUUAGAACAUGUCUUCUUCUCACUAUUGUCUUUUCAUGGUGUCACAAAGGUUGUUUGUCUGAUGACAUUUAUCUGGCAGUUGUAAUAGGGAAACAUGCCAUGCCCAGUGCCCACACUCUCCCACACUGUGUUGAGAUAGACAGGGAAGCAGACAGACAAACGUACAGGUAUAGACACGCGGGUGCACAGACAGACAGACAGAUGUACAGGUUACAGGUGCACAUACCUACAGAUAUUUGCUGUAGCAAGUGGUUCCUAAAGAGGAAAUGAGAGUGAAUACCAGACAAUGUAUGACAGUUCUCAUGGUGGAAGGAAUCUAUACUGGUUUAUAGAUAGUAUUUGUCCUCUUUUUUUUACUGAGAGGUUGUGGUUUGCCUCUCUCUCUCUCUCUCUCUCUCUCUCUCUCUCUCUCUCUCUCUCCCUAUCUCUGUAUAUAUCUCCCUCUCUCUCUCUCCCUCUCUCUCUCUCCUCUCUCUACUCCUAUCUCUCUUAUCUAUCUCUAUCUAUAGCUUCUCUCCACUCUCUGUGUAUCUCUCUCUCUUCUCUACCUCUCUCUAUAUCCUCUCUCUCUCUCUCUGUAUUAAUAUAUCUCUCUCUCUACUAUCUCUAUCCUACCUCCCUCUAUCUCUAUCUCUUUAUCUCUUAUUCUCUCUUCUCCCUCCUUCUCUCUCUCUUUCCUCUUAUCUCUCUCUUUCUCUCCUCUUUCUGUCUCUCUCUCUGUCAUCUCUCUAUUGUCUUCUCUCUCCUCUCUCUCUCUCUCUCUCUCUCUCUCUCUCAUUCUUCUCUCUCUUCUCUGUUCUCUCUGUCAGACUGGCCGGUUGUGGAGUGACCUCUUUGUAGGCCAUGACGCUACCCACGUGAACCGGGAGGAUGCUCUGUCUAACGUGGGAUUGUUGGGGAGCUGCCCCUCCCUGACCAGGCAGCCCUGCAUCGAACCUCCGCCUCAUCCAUCAUGUACAGGUACACACACACACACACACACACAUCUGAGUUUUCUAAUUCAUUGCAAGAGUACUAAACUCCUCUUUCUCUCUCUCUUUCUUGUUCUUUCUAGGCUAACUUUGACACAAACUUUGAGGACAGGAAUGCGUUUGUGACGGGGAUAGCUCGCUACAUCGAGCAGGCUACUGUCCACUCUAGCAUGGUGAGGAAGCAACAGGGAGGGAUUGGUUUGGAACGGGGCCGAGGGAGAGGACUGAGGGAGCGGUUUGGAAUUGGGCCUCUGUGCUUUGUGGACACAGGGAUACUUUUGUUUUUCAAUGGGAACAGUUAGGGAAUGGUUCUCAGACCCCUAGCAUCCUUAUUCUCUCUUGGCUAACACACACACACACACACACACACACACACACAUUCACACACACACACCCGCCACAACAGAGCCUUGUGUUUUUGGUGUUUGGGUGUUUUAUCGUCGUUUUCGCACUGAGGCUUUGGCCUUGUUAGCAGUUUCAGUUGACACAAACACACACACACACACACACACACACACUCUAAGGGAGACAAUAGGCUAGACUUCCUCUUCCUGAAUGUAAUGAAUACGGAGUGUGAUUUGACUGACAGAGGAGGAAACUCUCUUAAAUAAACUUGAUUUUAAAUCAGGAAGUUCCAUUCAGAUAAAUGAUCUUUUUUGAUUUUAUCACACUAUUUUAAUAACCAUUUUAUGUUUGAAACAUACCUGUGAAGAUGAAUUAAGAUAAUAUGCAUACAUUUUGUGUUGUAUGUCUAAUGCAUAUUAACCCCUUUGUCUGUUCUCUCUCCCCAGAAUGAGAUGCUGGAGGAGGGCCAUGAGUACGCUGUCAUGCUCUACACCUGGAGAAGCUGCUCAAGAGCUAUACCACAGGUAACUCACUUUCUCUCUCUCUCUCUCUUUCUCUCUCUUUCUCACUCUCUCUCUCUCUCUCUUUCUCUCUCUCACUCGCUCUCUCUCUUUCUCUCUCUCAAUGUCGCUCUCUCCUCACUUUCAAACAAUCACAAGAUAGUGAAAGCAUUGACAAAGAAAUAGACUUGGGCUGCAUCCAGAUUGCCAUACCUUCAUACCGAUCUUGUGACAUCCCGGGAUAUUCGGUAAUACCGGCACUGAACAUAAGGGGUGCUGUUUUUAAACCCCACUGAGCCUCUGUAAUCUGCAUUUUAUACAGUCUCUGACCUAAACUAUUUGCAAGACAGACAUCCCAGCUCAUAAAGUUAUACAAAUAACAAAAAAAUGCUACUCACAGUUUGCUGAACGUACAAAGCAAAUAUUAGACAGCAAGGCCCUUGAUCCAGGAGGGGAUUCUCUGCUGUUACCAAGCGAUGCUUGAUUUUGGAAGAAGCUAACCACUUAGCUAGAUAGCUAACUAGCUACUAAAUUAGCAAACCAAAUGCACAACUGCAGAGCAUUUAGCACAUUUUAGACAGUUAACUUAAUAGUUAUAAGAUAUCUAGCUGGCAAACAUUUAGUUGUGAAUUCCAUACUGUAACUAGAUCACCUGGCGUGUGCUGCGCAACAGUGAGUGACUCAAAAGGCUCCGGUCUCUCGUCGUUUUGUGCUUGUUAACAAACCCCACGUGACUGGGGACUACCGGUAAACUUCAUAAUGAAAAAUUAUGUGACAGGUGAAAUGAAGAACGCGAUCUUCUUUAUCUUUUAACGUAUUGCACAUUUUGUCUGAAGGCAUUUACAUAAAAAGCACUUACAAAUAUUCAAAUGUAUUAACAAACUUCAAAGAAAUAGCUUCAAUGGUAUUGAAAAACAAUCCAUUGGCUAUUUCCAAAUACUCCGGUAUACGGUAAAUCCCGUAUACUGCCCAAGCCUACUCUGCAAUGAGAAGGGUGAAGGGUGUUCUCUCAAUAACCCUCGACUUCACCACACGUUCCUCAUCUGUCUUGUUCUCACUUCAACAGUUCAACCCUAAACAUGCAAAUUAGUCUAUUUUCACCACAUCACUACCCACUCUACAACCACAGUCUACUUUACAGGUAACUGCCAAAAUAAAGGAAACACGCGAGUAAAUGAGUGAUACAAAGUAUUUUGAAAGCAUGUGCUUCCACACAGAUGCGGUUCCUGAGUUAAUUAAGCAAUUAACAUCCCAUCAUGCUUAGGGUUAUGUAUACAAAUUCUGGGCAGGUCAUUAUUUUGGCCAUUAUUUUGGCAGUUGUAGAAUCUACGCCAAGGUGCAUUGAAGCUGUUCUGGCUCAUGGUGGCCCAACACCCCAUUAAGACACUUAAUGUUGGUGUUUCCUUUAUUUUGGCAGUUACCUGUAUAUCAGCCAGAAAGGGAACCAAUCAUGGGAAAUGCAAAUAAAACAUCACAAAUCACCCAGAGAAACAGUUACAUUUCAUUUCACAUUUCUCUAGUAUAGGCUACUUAUCGUAUUGAACGUGAUAAGUGAUCGGUGUGGUUGGUGUUGAUCAUUUUCGGUUUAUCAUCCCAGCUCUAGUUAGGGGGAUCUGCUCCUAGAUCUGUGAUACUGGCUAGGGACACUGUGAUGUGGGUUGUUCCAGUGAGCAGGCUGUGUGACGCCGCCCCCCUGUGUUCUCCAGGUGAAGUGUAACGAGCAGCCCAACAGGGUGGAGAUCUAUGAGAAGACAGUGGAGGUGCUGGAACCAGAGGUCACCAAGCUCAUGAAGUUCAUGUACUUCCAGGUGAGAGACCAUUGAUGGAUUGAUAAAUAAAUAAAUAAAUAAAUAAAUUAAUAAAAUGAAUGAACAACCUAAUGUAUCAUAUUUGAAUUGGAACUCUGUCAGUCAAUCAUAUCCUUGUCCCUUGAAUGACGCAAUGAAACAAAUGCACGAAUAAACAAAUAAAUGAGUCCUAGUACCAGUCAAAAGUUUUAGAACACCUACUCAUUCUUUAUUUUUACUAUUUUCUACAUUGUAGAAUAAUACUGAAGAUGUCAAAACUAUGAAAUAACGCAUAUGGAAUCAUGUAGUGACCAAAGAAGUGUUAAACAAAUCAAAAUAUAAUUUAUAUUUGAGAUUCUUCAAAUAGCCACCCUUUGCCUUGAUGACAGCUUUGCACAUUCUUGGCAUUCUCUCAACCAGCUUCAUGAGGUAUUCACCUGGAAUGCGUUUCAAUUAACAGGUGUGCCUUGUUAAAGUUAAUUUGUGGAAUUUCUUUCCUUCUUAAUGGAUUUGAGCCAAUCAGUUGUGUUGUGACAAGGGAGGGGUGGUAUACAGAAGAUAGCCCUAUUUGGUAGAAGACCAAGUCCAUAUUAUGGCAAGAACAGCUCAAAUAAGCAAAAAUAAAUGACAGUCCAUCAUUGCGUUAAGACAUGAAGGUCAGUCAAUCCGAAAAAUGUCAAGAACUUCAAAGGUUUCCUCAAGUGUAGUCGGAAAACCAUCAAGAGCUAUGAUGAAACUGGCUCUCAUGAGGACCGCCACAGGAAAGGAAGACCCAGAGUUACCUCUGCUGCAGAGGAUAAGUUCAUUAGAGUUAACUGCACCUCAGAUUGCAGCCCAAAUAAAUGCUUCACAGAGUAACAGACACAUCUCAACAUCAACUGUUCAGAGGAGACUGCGUGAAUCAGGCCUUCAUGGUUGAAUUGCUGCAAAGAAACCACUACUAAAGGACACCAAUAAGAAGAAGAGACCUGCUUGGGCCAAGAAACACGAGCAAUGGACGUUAGACCGGUGGAAAUCUGUCCUUUGGUCUGAUGAGUCCAAAUUUGAGAUUUUUGGUUCCAAACGCUGUGUCUUUGUGAGACGCAGAGUAGGUGAACGGAUGAUCUCUGCAUGUGUGGUUCCCACCGUGAAGCAUGGAGGAGGAGGUGUGAUGGCUUGGGGGUGCUUUUCUGGUGACACUGUCAAUGAUUGAUUUAGAAUUCAAGGCACACUUAACCAGCAUGGCUACCACAGCAUUCUGCAGCGAUACGCCAUCCCAUCUGGUUUGCGCUUAGUGGGACUAUCAUUUGUUUUUCAACAGGACAAUGACCCAAAACACACCUCCAGGUUUUGUAAGGGCUAUUUGACCAAGGAGAGUGAUGGAGUGCUGCAUCAGAUGACCUGGCUCCACAAUCACCCGACCUCAACCCAAUUGAGAUGGUUUAGGAUGAGUUGGACCGCAGAAUGAAGGAAAAGCAGCCAACAAGUGCUCAGCAUACAGUGGGGAGAACUGCCAGUUUUGCAGGUUUUCCUACUUACAAAGCAUGUAGAGGUCUGUAAUUUUUAUCACAGGUACACUUCAACUGUGAGACGGAAUCUAAAACAAAAAUCCAGAAAAUCACAUUGUAUGAUUUUUAAGUGAUUAAUUUGCAUUUUAUUGCAUGACAUAAGUAUUUGAUCACCUACCAACCAGUAAGAAUUCCGGCUCUCACAGACCUGUUAGUUUUUCUUUAAGAAGCCCUCCUGUUCUCCACUCAUUACCUGUAUUAACUGCACCUGUUUGAACUCGUUACCUGUAUAAAAGACACCUGUCCACACACUCAAUCAAACAGACUCCAACCUCUCCACAAUGGCCAAGACCAGAGAGCUGUGUAAGGACAUCAGGGAUAAAAUGGUAUACCUGCACAAGGCUGGGAUGGGCUACAGGACAAUAGGCAAGCAGCCUGGUGAGAAGGCAACAACUGUUGGCGCAAUUAUUAGAAAAUGGAAGAAGUUCACGAUGACGGUCAAUCAACCUUGGUCUGGGGCUCCAUGCAAGAUCUCACCUUGUGGGGCAUCAAUGAUCAUGAGGAAGGUGAGGGAUCAGCCCAGAACUACACGGCAGGACCUGGUCAAUGACCUGAAGAGAGCUGGGACCACAGUCUCAAAGAAAACCAUUAGUAACACACUACGCCGUCAUGGAUUAAAAUCCUGCAGCGCACGCAAGGUCCCCCUGCUCAAGCCAGCGCAUGUCCAGGCCCAUCUGAAGUUUGCCAAUGACCAUCUGGAUGAUCCAGAGGAGGAAUGGGAGAAGGUCAUGUGGUCUGAUGAGACAAAAAUAGAGCUUUUUGGUCUAAACUCCACUCGCCGUGUUUGGAGGAAGAAGAAGGAUGAGUACAACCCCAAGAACACCAUCCCAACCGUGAAGCAUGGAGGUGGAAACAUCAUUCUUUGGGGAUGCUUUUCUGCAAAGGGGACAGGACGACUGCACCGUAUUGAGGGGAGGAUGGAUGGGGCCAUGUAUCGCGAGAUCUUGGCCAACAACCUCCUUCCCUCAGUAAGAGCAUUGAAGAUGGGUCGUGGCUGGGUCUUCCAGCAUGACAAUGACCCGAAUCACACAGCCAGGGCAACUAAGGAGUGGCUCCGUAAGAAGCAUCUCAAGGUCCUGGAGUGGCCUAGCCAGUCUCCAGACCUGAACCCAAUAGAAAAUCUUUGGAUGGAGCUGAAAGUCCGUAUUGCCCAGCGACAGCCCCGAAACCUGAAGGAUUUGGAGAAGGUCUGUAUGGAGGAGUGGGCCAAAAUCCCUGCUGCAGUGUGUGCGAACCAGGUCAAGACCUACAGGAAACGUAUGAUCUCUGUAAUUGCAAACAAAGGUUUCUGUACCAAAUAUUAAGUUCUGCUUUUCUGAUGUAUCAAAUACUUAUGUCAUGCAAUAAAAUGCAAAUUAAUUACUUUAAAAUCAUACAAUGUGAUUUUCUGGAUUUUUUUUACCUAUGAUAAAAAUUACAGACCUCUACAUGCUUUGUAAGUAGGAAAACCUGCAAAAUCAGCAGUGUAUCAAAUACUUGUUCUCCCCACUGUAUGUGGGAACUUCUUCAAGACUGUUGGAAAACCAUUCCACAUGAAGCUGGUUGAGAGAAUGCCAAGAGUGUGCAAAGCUGUCAUCAAGGCAAAGGGUGGCUACUUUGAAGAAUCUCAAAUAUAAAAUAUAUUUGUUUAACACUUCUUUGGUUACUACAUGAUUCCAUAUGUGUUAUCAAUGUAGAAAAUAGUACAAAUAAAGAAAAACCCUGGAAUGAGUAGCUGUGUCCAAACUUUUGACUGGUACUGUAUCUGAGACCUCUUCUCUCUCUGUCGUCGCCUUUUCCCCUGUCCUCUCCUGCAGCGUAAGGCCAUCGAGCGUUUCUGCGGGGAGGUGAAGCGUCUGUGCCACGCUGAGCGGAGGAAAGAUUUUGUUUCUGAAGCCUACCUCCUCACCCUGGGCAAGUUCAUCAACAUGUUCGCUGUGCUCGAUGAACUCAAGAACAUGAAGUGCAGCGUCAAGAACGACCACUCUGCCUAUAAAAGGUACAGAGGGAAGACAGACACAAUAUCAAAUCAAAUCAAAUGAAAUUGUAUUUGCCUCAUGCGCCGAAUACAACAGGUGUAGACAUUACAGUGAAAUGCUUACUUACAAGCCCUUAACCAACAAUGCAGUUUUUUAAAGAAACAUUUAAAAUUUAAAAAAGUGUUAAUUAUAGAAAAAUAAAAAAUAAAAGCAAAUAACUAAAGAGCAGCAGUCAAAAUAAAUUAUCAGUAGGUAGGCUAUAUACAGUGGGGUACCAGUACAGAGUCAAUGUGUGGGGGCACUGGCUUGUCGAGGUAAUUGAGGUCAUAUGUACAUGUGGGUAGAGUUAAAGUGACUAUGCAUAAUUAAUAAACAGAGUAGCAGCAGCGUAAAAGAGGGGGAUGGGGUGGGGUGGGGGGGCAGUGCAAAUAGUCCGGGUAGCCAUGAUUAGCUGUUCAGGAGUCUUAUGGCUUGGGGGUAGAAGCUGUUGAGCAGCCUUUUGGACCUAGACUUGGCGCUCCGGUACCGCUUGCCGUGCGGUAGCAGAGAGAACAGUCUAUGACGAGGGUGGCUUGAGUCUUUGAAAAUGUUUAGGGCCUUCCUCUGACACCGCCUGGUAUAGAGGUCCUGGAAGGCAGGAAGCUUGGCCCCAGUGAUGUACUGGGCCGUACGCACUACCCUCUGUAGUACCUUGCGGUCGGAGGCGGAGCAGUUGCCAUACCAGGCGGUGAUGCAACCAGUCAGGAUGCUCUCGAUGGUGCAGCUGUAGAACUUUUUGAGGAUCUGAGGACCCAUGCCAAAUCUUUUCAGUCUCCUGAGGGGGAAUAGGUUUUGUUGUGCCCUCUUCAUGACUGUCUUGGUGUGUUUGGACCAUGAUAGUUGGUUGGUGAUGUGGACACUAAGGAACUUGAAGCUCUCAACCUGUUCCACUACAGCCCUAUCGAUGAGAAUGGGGGCGUGCUCAGUCCUCUUUUUUUCCCACAAUCAUCUCCUUUGUCUUGAUCAUGUUGAGGGAGAGGUUGUUAUCCUGGCACCACACGGCCAGGUCUCUGACCUCCUCCCUAUAGGCUGUCUCAUCGUUGUCGGUGAUCAGGCCUACCACUGUUGUGUUGUCGGCAAACUUAAUGAUGGUGCUGGAGUCGUGCCUGGCCAUGCAGUCAUGGGUGAACAGGGAGUACAGGAGGGGACUGAGCACGCACCCCUGAGGGGCCCCAAUAUGGGGGUGCGUCUCAAUAGCCUGCAGUGGCUUCCUCUCCCUAUCACCUCUCCUGCACCUGCACUGAUCCUGAAAACACAGGAUAGGGGAAAGCAGUGUAGUAGAGGCUAAGGGGAAUUUGCUUUCACCUUGUUCCUUCACAUUAGCUCAAAUGAUGGAAAAGUGACAGAGUGAAGGGCCAAUUUAUAUCACUAUUGAGAUGCACCCAAUUGACUCAUGUAAAACCGAAGCUGUGAGGUGCUGCUACAGAAUUAGUUCUGUGGUAUUAUUUGUGUUUGUCAACUAUUGAGGAAGUUGAUUAAACCAUUCCAACGUUUCUGCAACUUCCUCCCCCUAACAAGCAACGUUUCAAAUGGUCUACCUCUUGUGGCUUUGAGUCAGUGACUUUUAUCACAGAGACAUUUUAAACCAGAAGCUGUGUGGUGUGGCUACAGCAUUAGAUCUGUGGGAUUAUUUGUGUCUUCAGGGCAGCUCAGUUCCUGAGGAAGAUGGCCGACCCUCAGUCCAUCCAGGAGUCACAGAACCUCUCCAUGUUCCUAGCCAAUCACAACCGGAUCACUCAGGUGUGUGUUGUGUGUGUGUGUGUUGUGUGUGUUGUGUGUGUGUGUGUGUGUGUGUGUUGUGUUGUGUGUGUGUGUGUUGUGUGUGUGUGUGCAGUAGCAUAAUUGGUGUGUAUAUUUCCCUCUGUAGUGUCUGCAGCAGCAGUUGGAGGUGAUUCCUGGCUAUGAGGAGUUGUUAGCAGACAUCGUCAACAUCAGUGUUGAUUACUAUGAGAACAAGAUGUACCUGACGCCCAGCGAGAAACACAUGCUGCUCAAGGUAAUCGCCUCGUCUAGCUCUCUCUUACCUGCCUUUCUCUAGAUACCUGUCUCUGUCUGAAUCUCAACUACCUUCAUUCUCUAGAUACCUGUCUCUGUCUGGAUCUCAACUACCUUCAUUCUCUAGAUACCUGUCUCUGUCUGGAUCUCAACUACCUUCAUUCUCUAGAUACCUGUCUCUGUCUGGAUCUCAACUACCUUCAUUCUCUAGAUACCUGUCUCUGUCUGGAUCUCAACUCCUUCUUUCUCUAGAUACCUGUCUCUGUCUGGAUCUCAACUACCUUCAUUCUCUAGAUACCUGUCUCUGUCUGGAUCUCAACUACAUUCAUUCUCUAGAUACCUGUCUCUGUCUGGAUCUCAACUACAUUCAUUCUCUAGAUACCUGUCUCUGUCUGGAUCUUAACUCCUUCUUUCUCUAGAUACCUGUCUCUGUCUGGAUCUUAACUACCUUCUUUCUCUAGAUACCUGUCUCUGUCUGGAUCUUAACUACCUUCUUUCUCUAGAUACCUGUCUCUGUCUGGAUCUUAACUCCUUAUUUCUCUAGAUACCUGUCUCUGUCUGGAUCUUAACUACCUUCUUUCUCUAGAUACCUGUCUCUGUCUGGAUCUCAACUACCUUCAUUCUCUAGAUACCUGUCUCUGUCUGGAUCUCAACUACCUUCAUUCUCUAGAUACCUGUCUCUGUCUGGAUCUCAACUACCUUCAUUCUCUAGAUACCUGUCUCUGUCUGGAUCUCAACUACCUUCAUUCUCUAGAUACCUGUCUCUGUCUGGAUCUUAACUCCUUCUUUCUCUAGAUACCUGUCUCUGUCUGGAUCUUAACUACCUUCUUUCUCUAGAUACCUGUCUCUGUCUGGAACUUAAAAUGCUAAUAGCCUCCUUACUCCUGCUAACUAGUCCUCAACUGUAGCUUCCAGUAGUGUUCAGAAUAUGUAGAGUUAUUUCUGAAUGUCCAUCAAAUAUCAUUGAUCCAGCUUUGUGUAAUAUCACCCUGUGUGUGUGUCAGGUGAUGGGUUUCGGUCUCUAUCUGAUGGACGGUAACGUCAGUAACAUCUACAAACUAGACGCCAAGAAGAGGAUCAACCUGGGAAAGAUCGACAAGUUCUUCAAGGUCAGUGUGUUUGUGUGUGUGUGUGUGUGUGUGUGUGUGUUUGUGCUCCACACCAAAACAGCCAUCUAACUUUUCCUUGUGGCCCCGUCUGUACUUCCACACCAAUAUGAUAUUCUUCGAUCACACUCCUAUCCUGACUGAAGCCCUUUCUCUGUGUGUGUGUCUUGUUUGACCCAUUCAGCUCCAGGUGGUGCCUCUGUUUGGAGACAUGCAGAUAGAACUGUCACGCUACAUAGAGACCAGUGCUCACUAUGAGGAAAACAAGUCUAAGUAAGAACAUCAUCCAUCUUUAAACUCACAAACUCUGAAAACUCAUAAACUCAGACCUCUAACAAGUCCUGAACCCCAGCCCCUAACCCACAGGUGUAAAACUCAACCCCCUUCACCUAACCCACCGGUGUCAAACUCAAUCCCAGCCCCUAACCCACAGGUGUCAAACUCAUUCCACAGAGGGCCGAGUGUCUGCGGGUUUUCACUCCUCCCUUGUACUUGAUUGAUGAAUUAAGGUCACUGAUUAGUAAGGAACUUAAGGUCUUAAUUGGACACAAAUUUAAAGGAAAUAGCAAAAACCAGCAUACACUCGGCCCUCCAUGGAAUGAGUUUGACACCCCUCCCCUAACCCCUGACUGUCCUAUAGGUGGACGUGUACCCGGAGCUCCAUCUCUGCCCAGUACAACCUGUGUGAACCCUGACCUCUAACCUCUGACCUCUCUCCUACAGGUGGACGUGUACCCAGAGCUCCAUCUCUCCCCAGUACAACCUGUGUGAGCAGAUGGUUCAGAUUCGUGACGACCACAUCCGGUUCAUCUCUGAGCUGGCUCGCUACAGUAACAGUGAGGUAGUGACCGGGUCAGGCCUGGACAGUCAGAAGUCAGACGAGGAGUACAGGGAACUGUUUGACCUGGCACUCAGAGGGUUACAGCUGCUGUCCAAGUGGAGCACACACGUCAUGGAAGUGGUGAGUAGGGAAACGGUGUGUGUGUGUGUGUGUGUGUGUGUGUGUGUGUGUGUGUGUGUGUGUGUGUGUGUGUGUGUGUGUGUGUGUGUGUGUGUGUGUGUGUGUGUGUGUGUGUGUGUGUGUGUGCGUGCGUGUUUAUGUCAAAGAAGGGGCAGUGUGUAGUCCGUGCUUGGUCCCAUACAUUUUCUUUUGUAAUCAGUUAUUUUAAUUAAUUAAGUGAUUCUAUUUCUACCUGGUCCUGUGAUUUUCAGUUUCCUCUGACACCAUAUUCUCUCCCUCAGUACUCAUGGAAGUUGGUCCACCCGACAGAUAAGUUCUGUAACAAGGACUGUCCCGGCACAGCGGAGGAGUAUGAGAGAGCUACACGUUACAACUACACCUCAGAGGAGAAGUUUGCCCUGGUCGAGGUCAUCGCCAUGAUCAAGGGGCUGCAGGUCAGAAACACAUACUGUACUUACACAGAGCUUUGUCAUGACAUCGUUGGGAAGCUUACAGAAUAGUAACAUACAGUGGUUUGCGAAGGUAUUCACCCCUCUUGGCAUUUUUCCUAUUUUGUUGCCUUACAACCUGGAAUUAAAAUGGAUUUGUUUUGGGUUUGUAUCAUUUGAUUUACACAACAUGCCUACCACUUUGAAGAUGCAAAAUAUGUUUUAUUGUGAAACAAACAAGAAAUAAGACAAAAAACUGAAAAGUUGAGCGUGCAUAACUAUUCACCCCAGCAAUCUUUAAGUCAUACCACAGAUUCUCAAUUGGAUUGAGGUCUGGGCUUUGACUAGGCCAUUCCAAGACAUUUAAAUGUAAUCCCCUUAAACCACUCGAGUGUUGCUUUAGCAGCAUGCUUAGGGUCAUUGUCCUGCUGGAAGGUGAACCUCCGUCCCAGACUCAAAUCUCUGGAAGACUGAAACAGGUUUCCCUCAAGAAUUUCCCUGUAUUUAGCGCCAUUCAUCAUUCCUUCAAUUCUGACCAGUUUCCCAGUUCCUGCCGAUGAAAAACAUCCCCACAGCAUGAUGCUGCCACUACCAUGCUUCACUGUGGGGAUGGUGUUCUCGGGGUGAUUAGAGGUGUUGGGUUUGCGCCAGACAUAGCGUUUUCCUUGAUGGCCCAAAAGGUCAAUUUUAGUCUCAUCUGACCAGAGUACCUUCUUCCAUAUGUUUGGGGAGUCUCCCACAUGCCUUUUGGCGAACACCAAACGUGUUUGCUUAUUUUUUUCUUAAAGCAAUGGCAUCCGUGGGAUGUUCAAAGUUUCAGAUAUUUUUUUAUAACCCAACCCUGAUCUGUACUUCUCCACAACUUUGUCCCUGACCUGUUUGGAGAGCUCCUUUGUCUUCAUGGUGCCGCUUGUUUGGUGGUGCCCCUUGCUUAGUGGUGUUGCAGACUCUGGAGCCAUUCAGAACAGGUGUAUAUAUACUGAGAUCAUGUGACAGAUCAUGUUACACUUAGAUUGCACACAGGUGGACUUUAUUUAACUAAUUCUGUGACUUCUGAAGGUAAUUGGUUGCACCAGAUCUUAUUUAGGGGCUUCAUAGCAAAGGGGGUGAAUACAUAUGCACGCACCACUUUUCCGUUAUUUAUUUUUUGAUUUUUUGGAAAUAAGUUAUUUUUAUAAUUUCACUUCACCAAUUUGGACUAUUUUGUGUAUGUCCAUUGCAUGAAAUCCAAAUAAAGAUCAAUUUAAAUUACAGGUUGUAAUGCAACAAAAUAGGAGAAACGCCAAGGGGGAUGAAUACUUUGGCAAGGCACUGUCGCAUAAUUUCACCACUGUGGGUCUUGAUUGAAAUGUGGCAACAUUGGUGGUGGUGAUGAUGGUGGUAUCUGUCACGAUCGUCAUAAUGAGUGGACCAAGGCGCAGCGUGAUAUGCGUACAUCUUUUUAAUAGUGUACUGGCAACACGAUACAAAAUACAAAACAACCAAACGAAACGUGAAGUCCUCGGUUAACAACACAAACCAACACGGAACACGAUCCCACAAAACACAAGUGCACAACAGGCUGCCUAAGUAUGGUUCCCAAUCAGAGACAACAAGCAACAGCUGAUUCUCGUUGCCUCUGAUUGAGAACCACCCCGGCCAACCUAGAAAACACAUGAACUAGAAACUGAACAUAGAACACAAAACAUAGACCCUACACACCCUGGCUCAACAUAUAAGAGUCCCCAGAGCCAGGGCGUGACAGUAUCUGUGUUGUAGGUGUUGAUGUUGAUGAUGAUGAUGAUGAUGGUAUCUGUGUUGUAGGUGUUGAUGUUGAUGAUGAUGAUGAUGAUGAUGGUAUCUGUGUUGUAGGUGUUGAUGGGUCGUAUGGAGAGCGUAUUCAACCAGGCCAUAAGGAACACCAUCUAUGCAGCCCUGCAGGACUUUGCCCAGAUGACCCUCAGAGAGCCUCUACGUCAGGCCGUACGCAAGAAGAAGAACGUUCUCAUCAGGUAACAAACUGAUGCCUGCACUCAUUCUUGUUUAACUAUUAACACAUUUCAGGCAAGAGAACCUCCUAAGAUGUACUGUAACAUCUUAUUUUCUAGGUGGUCUUGAUAAAAAACACCUUGAAAAAAAGGCUAAAGUCCCCUCAAAGGCUCAUGUGUGCAUACGGCACAAUUCUCACUGUUUGCUAGACAGAAGAACCAUGGACCUUUCAUAGUCAGCUAGAUGGCGUCCUAAAUGGCACCAUAUCCCCCAUAGGCCCUGGUCUAAAGUAGUGCACUAUAUAGGGAAUAGUGUACCAUUUGUGACACACGGAUAGUCAUUCCCUAUGAUGCUGAUUAUCUGAUAACCCUCUGUCUCUCUCUAGUGUCCUGCAGGCAAUCCGUAAGACCAUCUGUGACUGGGAGGGGGCUCGGGAGCCUCCCAAUGACCCCUGUCUCAGGGGGGAGAAGGACCCCAAAGGAGGGUUCGACAUCAAGGUGCCCCGCAGAGCUGUGGGACCCUCAAGCACACAGGUACACCAGGAGAGAGAGAGAGCGGCAGGGAGAGAGGGGUAACAGAGGGCUAGGGGAAUUAGGAAGAGGGGAUGGAAUAGACUGAUGUUGCUCAGGGAUAGAGGCAGGCUGUAGGGACAGGAUCAAGUACAGGGACUUUGUAGGGGAAUGGAAAGAAUAUCAAGUAUUAUUUUGUCGUUUCUCUCUCUCUCCCUCCCUAGCUGUACAUGGUUCGUACCAUGCUGGAGUCGUUGAUAGCCGAUAAGAGUGGUUCUAAGAAGACUCUACGCAGCAGUCUGGACGGACCAAUAGUACUGGCUAUAGAAGACUUCCACAAACACUCCUUCUUCUUCACACACCUGCUCAACUUCAGUGGUAUGUACACUCACACACACACACACACACAGUCUUGUACAGCUAACCUUGUGGGGACACACAAUUCAGUCCCAUUCAAAAUCCUAUUUUCCUAAACCCCUAACCCUAAACCUAAUCCUAACCUGUACUCUUACCUUAACCCAAAAACCUAACCUUAACCCUAACCCUAACCUUAACCCUAAACCUAACCCUAGCUCUUAGCUGUAACCCUUAACGUAAUUGUAACCCUAACCUUAACCCUAAACCCCCUAGAAAUAGCAUUUCACCUGGUGUUUGUUUACUAUUCUUGUGGGGACUUCUGGUACACACACACACACACACACACACACACACACACACACACACACACACACACACACACACACACACACACACGGUCAUGCUUCCUUACAAUACCACCCUCAAUCAUUUGAUCACCAUCAAUCCUCACCUUCUUCAUCUUUUUUGCUUUCCUUCCCCUCCCAUCCUGUAAUGAUAUCAUGUUAUUAACCUCCUGUAAUGAUAUCAUGUUAUUGACCUGUAAUAAUAUCAUGUUAUUGACCUCCUGUAAUAAUAUCAUGUUAUUAACCUCCUGUAAUGAUAUCAUGUUAUUGACCUCCUGUAAUAAUAUCAUGUUAUUGACCUCCUGUAAUAAUGUUAUUCACCUCCCGUCCUGUAAUAAUAUCAUGUUAUUGACCUCCUGUAAUAAUAUCAUGUUAUUCACCUCCCAUCCUGUAAUAAUAUCAUGUUAUUCACCUCCCGUCCCGUAGAGGUGCUGCAGCACUGCUGUUACUACCUGUUUAACACCCUAAAGUCUGUCUAAUUAGCAUAAUAAAAAAAUCCCCAUAAAAAUCUUUCAGUUUAAGUUAGAGAUAUUUUUUUGCAUUGGAUGCGUCUCAAUCCACCACAUCUGCCUAUGUCGCAAUUCCGCAUCUGCGGUGAAAGGUAACAGAGCCAGAGCGGUGUUUGUUAGACCAUGAGACAUCCCCAAAAUCUGUCUUCUCACAAAACCAUCUGUAGCGCCCGAACGGUUUUGGCCUACGACCUCCACAAGUUUCAGGAGACUCGUCUGAAGUCAGUAGAGCCGAUCUGCCAACUUCUGUCUGUAGCGUCUGAACCGUUUGGGCUAUACACUAAUAUGGCGAGACUCUCACGAACAUGUACAUAUCGGUUGUUUUGCUCGAGGACGCCCACAGUCCUCACAAGACUCAUCUGAAGGUCUGAAGGUCUCCCGGUUCCAGUUGAGAAAAUGAAUGGAACUAUAUAUGGAGACUGUUUUAAUGCCCAAAAUAUGAGGUUAAACACAUGUAAAAUAUAUACAGUGAGGGAAAAAAGUAUUUGAUCCCCUGCUGAUUUUGUACGUUUACCCACUGACAAAGACAUGAUCAAUCUAUAAUUUUAAUGGUAGGUUUAUUUGAACAGUGAGAGACAGAAUAACAACAAAACAAUCCAGAAAAACGUUUGCAUUUUAAUGAGGGAAAUAAGUAUUUGACCCCUCUGCAAAACAUGACUUAGUACUUGGUGGCAAAACCCUUGUUGGCAAUCACAGAGGUCAGACGUUUCUUGUAGUUGGCCACCAGGUUUGCACACAUCUCAGGAGGGAUUUUGUCCCACUCCUCUUUGCAGAUCUUCUCCAAGUCAUUAAGGUUUCGAGGCUGACGUUUGGCAACUCUAACCUUCAGCACCCUCCACUGAUUUUCUAUGGGAUUAAGGUCUGGAGACUGACUAGGCCACUCCAGGACCUUAAUGUGCUUCUUCUUGAGCCACUCCUUUGUUGCCUUGGCCGUGUGUUUUGGGUCAUUGUCAUGCUGGAAUACCCAUCCACUACCCAUUUUCAAUGCCCUGGCUGAGGGAAGGAGGUUCUCACCCAAGAUUUGACGGUACAUGGCCCCGUCCAUCGUCCCUUUGAUGCAGUGAAGUUGUCCACCCCCAAAGCAUAAUGUUUCCACCUCCAUGUUUGACAGUGGGGAUGGUGUUCUUGGGGUCAUAGGCAGCAUUCUUCCUCCUCCAAACACGGCGACUUGAGUUGAUGCCAAAGAGCUCCAUUUUGAUCUCAUCUGACCACAACACUUUCACCCAGUUCUCCUCUGAAUCAUUCAGAUGUUCAUUGGCAAACUUCAGACGGGCACGUAUAUGUGCUUUCUUGAGCAGGGGGACCUUGCGGGUGCUGCAGGAUUUCAGUCCUUCACGGCGUAGUGUGUUACCAAUUGUUUUCUUGGUGACUAUGGUCCCAGCUGCCUUGAGAUCAUUGACAAGAUCCUCCCGUGUAGUUCUGGGCUGAUUCCUCACCUUUCUCAUGAUCAUUGCAACUCCACGAGGUGAGAUCUUGCAUGGAGCCCCAGGCAGAGGGAGAUUGACAGUUAUUUUGUGUUUCUUCCAUUUGCGAAUAAUCACACCAACCGUUGUCACCUUCUCACCAAGCUGCUUGGCGAUGGUCUUGUAGCCCAUUCCAGCCUUGUGUAGGUCUACAAUCUUGUCCCUGACAUCCUUGGAGAGCUCUUUGGUCUUGGCCAUGGUGGAGAGUUUGGAAUCUGAUUGAUUGAUUGCUUCUGUGGACAGGUGUCUUUUAUACAGGUAACAAGCUGAGAUUAGGAGCACUCCCUUUAAGAGUGUGCUCCUAAUCUCAGCUCAUUACCUGUAUAAAAGACACCUGGGAGCCAGAAAUCUUUUUGAUUGAGAGGGGGUCAAAUACUUAUUUCCCUCAUUAAAAUGCAAAUCAAUUUAUAACAUUUUUGACAUGCGUUUUUCUGGAUUUUUUGUUGUUAUUCUGUCUCUCACUGUUCAAAUAAACCUACCAUUAAAAUUAUAGACUGAUCAUUUAUUUGUCAGUGGGCAAACAUACAAAAUCAGCAGGGGAUCAAAUACUUUUUUCCUUCACUGUAUUUAUAUAUAUAUAUAUAUAUAUAUAUAUAUAUAUAUAUAUAUAUAUAUAUAUAUAUAUAUAUAUAUGAUGUUAUUGACCUAUAUAUACACAAGGCUGGGAUGGGCUACAGGACAACAGGCAAGCAGCUUGGUGAGAAGGCAACAACUGUUGGCGCAAUUAUUAGAAAAUGGAAGAAGUUCAAGAAGACGGUCAAUCACCCUCGGUCUGGGGCUCCAUGCAAGAUCUCACUUCGUGGGGCAUCAAUGAUCAUGAGGAAGGUGAGGGAUCAGCCCAGAACUACACGGCAGGAUCUUGUCAAUGAUCUCAAGGCAGCUGGGACCACAGUCUCAAAGAAAACAAUUGGUAAUAUGUAUUAAUUGGUAACACACUACGCUGUGAAGGACUGAAAUCCUGCAGCACCCGCAAGGUCCCCCUGCUCAAGAAAGCACAUAUACAGGCCCGUCUGAAGUUUGCCAAUGAACAUCUGAAUGAUUCAGAGGAGAACUGGGCGAAAGUGUUGUGGUCAGAUGAGACCAAAAUCGAGCUCUUUGGCAUCAACUCAACUCGCCGUGUUUGGAGGAGGAGGAAUGCUGCCUAUGACCCCAAGAACACCAUCCCCACCGUCAAACAUGGAGGUGGAAACAUUAUGCUUUGGGGGUGUUUUUCUGCUAAGGGGACAGGACAACUUCACUGCAUCAAAGGGACGAUGGACGGGGCCAUGUACCGUCAGAUCUUGGGUGAGAACCUCCUUCCCUCAGCCAGGGCAUUGAAAAUGGGUCGUGGAUGGGUAUUCCAGCAUGACAAUGACCCAAAACACACGGCCAAGGCAACAAAGGAGUGGCUCAAGAAGAAGCACAUUAAGGUCCUUGAGUGGCCUAGCCAGUCUCCAGACCUUAAUCCCAUAGAAAAUCUGUGGAGGGAGCUGAAGGUUCGAGUUGCCAAACGUCAGGCUCGAAACCUUAAUGACUUUGAGAAGAUCUGCAAAGAGGAGUGGGACAAAAUCCCUCCUGAGAUGUGUGCAAACCUGGUGGCCAACUACAAGAAAUGUCUGACCUCUGUGAUUGCCAACAAGGGUUUUGCCACCAAGUACUAAGUCAUGUUUUGCAGAGGGGUCAAAUACUUAUUUCCCUCAUUAAAAUGCAAAUCAAUUCAUAACAUUUUUGACAUGCGUUUUUCUGGAUUUCUUUGUUGUUAUUCUGUCUCUCACUGUUCAAAUAAACCUACCAUUAAAAUUAUAGACUGAUCAUGUCUUUGUCAGUGGGCAAACGUACAAAAUCAGCAGGGGAUCAAAUACUUUUUUCCCUCACUAAUAUAUAUAUAUAUAUAUAUAUAUAUAUAUAUAUAUAUAUAUAUAUAUAUAUAUAUAUAUAUGUAUAUGUAUGUGUAUAUAUAUAUAUGUAUGUAUAUGUGUUUCCUGAUCAUUCUUAUAUCUCUCAGAUAUAGGAGAUACACUUCAGAACAAACUUCCUUUUGAUAUGUAGUGAAUCUGUAUGGGCUAAUAGCAGUAAGACCAAAGAGAUUUUAAUAAAACAAAUAUUUCUAUAUAUUUUGGGGAUACUUCAAGGAGUCUUAAAAUUCAAAAUGAAAUAGCUUAAUGAUCCUUGGUAUGACCUUCUUAAAACAUCAAUAGAUAUUGUUGGAAUUUUUUUGUCACUCAAAUAUCACAUUAGACAUGACAAAAUGUGUAGAAUUGCAGGAAAUAAGCUUUAAACCUGCAAAAUUCUCUCCACCAACAAGAGCGGUGUGAACAGUUUGUGUCAUGAACAGUGCUUGUGCCCAUAGAAAUAGACGUGUCCCGCGCACGCAGGGGAUGUUCCCCAAUGCUGGAAGGGGAGCCCUGAGUGAAAAAGUUUAGGAACCCCUGCUGUAGAGGCGCUGCAGCACUGUUGUGUCCUGUCUCAGCUGUGGUUCAGAGAGUUCUUCCUCUAAUAAUAUCAUGUUAUUCCCUUCCUGUCCUCCAGAGGCGCUGCAGCACUGUUGUGUCCUGUCUCAGCUGUGGUUCAGAGAGUUCUUCCUCUAAUAAUAUCAUGUUAUUCCCUUUCUGUCCUCCAGAGGCACUGCAGCACUGUUGUGUCCUGUCUCAGCUGUGGUUCAGAGAGUUCUUCCUCUAAUAAUAUCAUGUUAUUCCCUUCCUGUCCUCCAGAGGCACUGCAGCACUGCUGUGACCUGUCUCAGCUGUGGUUCAGAGAGUUCUUCCUGGAGCUGACCAUGGGUCGCAGGAUCCAGUUCCCCAUCGAGAUGUCCAUGCCCUGGAUCCUCACAGACCACAUACUGGAGACCAAGGAGCCAUCCAUGAUGGAGUGAGACACUGUUUAGACCACUGUGUGUGUGUGUGUGUGUGUGUGUGUGUGUGUGUGUGUGUGUGUGUGUGUGUGUACACGCGCGUGCAGGUGAGAGAGAGGAAGUGAUGGAGAGGGAGAAGGAAAGUGAUGGACAGAUAGUGUUUGUUUGUCUCUCUGUUGUCAUUGUGUCCAUACUGAGUCUGUCUGUGUUUAAUGUGCCUGCUGAUGCCGUCCUGCAUGUUUCUCCCAGGUAUGUGUUGUACCCUCUGGACCUCUACAAUGACAGUGGCUACUACGCUCUGACCAAGUUCAAGAAACAGUUCCUCUACGAUGAGAUAGAGGCUGAGGUAAACUAGCACGAAACAAAGAUGGCCGCCUCAGAAAUCAAGUAAUGACAAGUCAUUUAUCACCGAUCACUACAAGAAUAGUGUGAGUUACGGAUGCUGCUUUUCCUACAGGUGAACCUGUGCUUCGAUCAGUUUGUCUACAAACUGGCAGACCAGAUAUUUGCCUACUACAAAGCCAUGUCUGGAAGGUAAGAGACGGAUGGAGACACCAUAGAAAACAGAUACAAGACUGAAUCAUGUUGAUGGGGGGGAAUUAAAUCAAGCAGUGAAUGAUGUUGUGUGUUUUGCUCCACAGUGUCCUCCUGGACAAGCGUUUCAGGGCGGAGUGUAAAAACUAUGGUGUGAUCAUCCCCUACCCCCCUUCCAACCGUUAUGAGACCCUGCUCAAACAGAGACACGUACAGGUAGGUCUGUCAUACACCUCCCUGUCAUACACCGCCCUGUCAUACACCGCCCUGUCAUACACCUCCCUGUCAUACACCGCCCUGUCAUACACCGCCCUGUCAUACACCUCCCUGUCAUACACCUCCCUGUCAUACACCGCCCUGUCAUACACCGCCCUGUCAUACACCGCCCUGUCAUACACCGCCCUGUCAUACACCUCCCUGUCAUACACCUCCCUGUCAUACACCGCCCUGUCAUACACCGCCCUGUCAUACACCGCCCUGUCAUACACCGCCCUGUCAUACACCGCCCUGUCAUACACCUCCCUGUCAUACACCUCCCUGUCAUACACCGCCCUGUCAUACACCGCCCUGUCAUACACCGCCCUGUCAUACACCGCCCUGUCAUACACCGCCCUGUCAUACACCGCCCUGUCUUACACCUCCCUGUCAUACACCGCCCUGUCAUACACCGCCCUGUCAUACACCGCCCUGUCAUACACCGAUAAUUUUUAGUGGGACUGAUUUUAAUUUUUAACAUAAAAUCACACAACCUCUCUCUUCCUCUCUUUACCUCUCCUCUCGCUCCUCCUCUCUUUUCUCUCCUCAUCUCUUCCCCCUCUCUCUCCCUUCCUCUCUCCUCCUCUCUUCUCUCUCCCCCUCUUUCUCUCCUCUCUCCCUUCCUCUCUCCUCCCUCUCUCCUCCCUCCCUCUCUCUCUCAUCCUGUCCUCUCUCUCCAGCUCCUGGGUCGCUCCAUCGAUCUGAACCGUCUGAUCACCCAGAGGAUCUCAGCAGCCAUGUACAAGUCUCUGGACCAGGCCAUCAGCCGCUUUGAGAGUGAAGACCUCACCUCCAUAGUGGUGAGAACACCAGGGCAGGGGCAUACUGUAACUUUUGGUUCAACCUUCCAAAAACACAAACACAAAACCAACAAAAACCCCCAAAAAUCCCCGCCCCGGGGGAAAUGUACCUUCAGGUAG